This is a messenger RNA of Sesamum indicum (sesame), 1791 nucleotides long. RefSeq names its product alpha/beta-Hydrolases superfamily protein (gene DLAH). Gene Ontology annotation, biological process: lipid metabolic process. Gene Ontology annotation, molecular function: glycerophospholipase activity. NCBI's taxonomy places the organism in Eukaryota, Viridiplantae, Streptophyta, Magnoliopsida, Lamiales, Pedaliaceae. The record is from RefSeq and is a predicted model, not a curated record.
CCAGACUUGUACAACAUUUGAAAACUCAUCCUAUAUAUUCACUGUCUCCUCUUCAAAACUUUAGCCCUUUCUAGUUUCUAACCCAAUAUGGCCACCAAGAAUGCCAUCCAUCCCCACUAUUACCACCUCCCUGCCGUCCACAAAACCCGGCUUCCAGCCACCGUCCAGGCCUAUCAAGACUACGCAAUCGGCAAAAACCCACGUCAAAAAUCGGCCAACAGGGCCGUCAAGCUGGCCGAGUCCUUGUCCCAUAUGUUGAAUCUUCAGAUCGAGACCACAAUUCAGAGGAGCCUCAACCGCUCAAACCUCGACGUUCUGAGCAUCGAAGAGAAGCACAAUACUCCCACCACCUCCCCUAAAGAAGACAUAUCCGCCAAGUGGCGCGAAAUCCACGGCUCCCGCGACUGGGACGAUCUUCUUGAUCCUCUCCACCCCUGGCUCAGAAGGGAGAUCGUCAAAUACGGGGAGUUCGCGCAGGCCACCUAUGACGCCUUCGACUUCGACGCCUUCUCGGAGUACUGCGGCAGCUGUAUGUACAACCGCCACAAGCUGUUCGACAAGUUGGGCCUCACCAAAACUGGCUACAACGUGACUCAAUACAUAUACGCCAUGUCGCACAUAGACUUGCCACUGUGGCUUGAGAAAUCGCGCUUUGUCGACACUUGGAGCAAAGACUCGAACUGGAUGGGGUUUGUGGCUGUUAGCGAUGAUCAAGAAUCGAAAAGAAUUGGCAGGCGGGACAUCGUCGUGGCGUGGCGGGGCACGGUAGCGCCGUCGGAAUGGUACGACAAUAUGCAGCGGAAACUAGAGCCCAUUGGCCACGGGGACUCAAAAGUCGAACAUGGUUUCCUCAGCAUUUACACCUCUAAAAGCGACUUCACUAGGUACAAUAAGUCAAGUGCCUCGGAACAAGUCAUGAGAGAAGUUAAGAAAUUAGUGGAUUACUACCAAAAAAUAGGUGAACAAGUUAGCCUAACUAUCACCGGCCAUAGCCUAGGUGGUGCUUUAGGACUACUAAAUGCAUACGAGGCUGCUAAAAAUUUCCCCAACCUUCCAAUCAGCGUUGUCUCAUUCGCAGCCCCACGUGUGGGGAACAUUGCGUUCCGCGAUGAACUGUAUCAAAUGGGCGUUAAAACUCUACGUGUGACGAUGAAGCAAGAUGUGGUGCCAAGAAUGCCUGGAAUAGUAUUUAAUGAAAGUCUACAAAGAUUUGAUGACAUUACGGGCACGUUGGAGUGGGUGUACACACACGUGGGAGUGGAGCUAAAGCUGGAUGUAAGAUCGUCUCCGUACCUCAAGAAAGGGUUGAACUUGGUGGGAUAUCACAUGUUGGAGACGUACCUACAUUUGGUGGACGGAUAUCAGAGUAGUGAUUCGGGAUUUCGGGCGGAUGCUAAGAGGGAUGUGGCGUUGGUGAACAAGGAUUGUGAUAUGCUUGUAGAUGAAUUGAGAAUCCCUCCUAAUUGGUAUCAACUGGCUAAUAAAGGGCUGGAGCGGAAUGAUCAUGGGAGAUGGGUGAAGCCCAAAAGAGAUCCGGAGGACAUACCCUCACCCACUAUGGACUCACUUAACUAUCAUGUGCUUGAAUUGGAGGAUAGUUAUGAGAUUGGAUCCUGGUUUGGUGUUUCAAUUUGAUUUAGCUAGGGCAACAAGAGUUUGUACAUGGAAACCUUAUUAAAACUACAUGGUAGAUAUAGUAUCAUAGUUUGUGUCUCUAAUCAUUGAUAUCAUCAUGUACGUAUAAACAAAAUUGUAGCAAUAAAUUUUCAAGCACAACGUAUUCAUGUAUUU